This is a messenger RNA of Ziziphus jujuba (common jujube), 405 nucleotides long. Its product is annotated as MDIS1-interacting receptor like kinase 2-like. Gene Ontology annotation, biological process: protein phosphorylation. Lineage: Eukaryota; Viridiplantae; Streptophyta; Magnoliopsida; Rosales; Rhamnaceae. The transcript has 2 exons. Gene Ontology annotation, molecular function: protein kinase activity; ATP binding. The record is from RefSeq and is a predicted model, not a curated record. Bases 1 to 405 code for a protein of 134 amino acids.
AUGGAACAGGGAAGCUUAGCAAACAUACUAAGCGACAAAGUGAAGGCAACAGAGUUAGGAUGGAGAAAACGAGUUAAUAUUGUGAAAGGUUUGGCCGAUGCCUUAUCCUGCAUGCACCAUGAAUGCUCACAUGCUAUGGUUCAUAGAGACAUAUCGAGCAACAAUGUCUUAUUGGAUCCGGAAUACGAAGCUCACUUAGCUGACUUUGGCACGGCUAGAAUUUUAGUGCCUGAAUCAUCAUCUAACUGGAAUUCAUUUGCAUGCACCUUUGGAUAUUCAGCUUCAGCUUGGACCUGGAAAGGAUAUACUUCCUUCAAGAAUUUCAUUGAUUUUGUUAGGAAGGAUCUCCAGUUUGUUAUUGAUAAUUUGUCCACGGAGGUUCCUUCAACAGUUGGAGUGAAUUGA